Plodia interpunctella (Indianmeal moth) is the source of this 1791-nucleotide messenger RNA. RefSeq names its product zinc finger protein ZFAT-like. Lineage: Eukaryota; Metazoa; Arthropoda; Insecta; Lepidoptera; Pyralidae. Gene Ontology annotation, cellular component: nucleus. Gene Ontology annotation, biological process: regulation of gene expression. The transcript has 10 exons. The record is from RefSeq and is a predicted model, not a curated record. Bases 212 to 1195 code for a protein of 327 amino acids.
UCUUAUGGCAACAUCAGUCGGCACUUGUUUGUCUUAAUGAUUUUGCGUUUGGUGAAAAAUUGUGAUAUUGUAUUAAAAAUCAUCACGAUUUUAUUUAAGUCUUUCUUCUGUUUUUAUGUAAUCAAUAGUGUUUUCCAAUAUUUCCGCAUAAGAAACUCAUUUGUGCGAGUUUUUGUCAAGAUUAUUGUUGCCAUCAAAUCAUUUAUAAAUCAUGUCGGACGAAGAUGUUUCCGUUCAUGUGGAGACUCCGGAGACGCUGCUCACAACGGAAUUCAGAGAUGGUCAAUUACAAAUUGUCGAAGUUGCACCAUUUAAACAUGGAAACACAACGGAGACACAGAUUCUCCCCGACCUGGACGAGGGUGAGACUCCGGAGCCCCGCUUCGUGCAAGUCCUCAAUGCUGACAAGUCGGUUGUUCAGCUCGAUCUUCUUAACAUGACUUUAGUCAGAUGUGAUGAUGGAUCGGACACUACAUACAAACUGGUCACCAACACGGAGCACGCUGGUGCAGAUGCAGCAUCGGACACAGUCACUUGUGUGCUGCAGGCCAGCGAUCAAGAAGAUCAAGACAACCAAGACGCGUUCGUAGUGAUGGACGGUGCGGAUACGCCGCUGGUGUUCCUGCAGCCGGAGAUUGUGGCCUCGGACGGACAGAAACACGAGGAGAAAGACAAAGGGCCGAGCCCAAGUGAGAUUUUAGAAAGAGCAAAAGCGUUAAAACAAACAGCUGAAGCUAUGCAAUCCAGCAAACCAAGGCGCACGGGUCGCAAGCGGAAGUCCGCGUUCCCAUCGCCCCACGAACUGCUGGCGUCGCCGAACUUCAAGCUGUUCCUGUAUUCCUGCAAAUUAUGUCAUUUCAAAUGUAAUGCUGUAAAGGAAAUGACCGCUCAUAAGUCGCAGCAGCACAGCGGCGCCGCGAGCCCGCGCGCACGCGGCGGCCGCGCGCCCGCGCCUCUGCAGUGCGCUAAAUGUCCGUACAAGGCCACUUCCCACUCGCAGCUCAUGAAACACGUGCAGGAGAGACAUUUGACGAAGAGCCAGGAGAACGUGAUAUCUUUAAACAGUCUGGACAGCAAGGACGUGGAAGAAGCGCACGUGUUAGUGUGCGGCGCGUGCGGUUUCGAAUGCAACACCAAGGUGGAGUUCAAGGUUCAUAUCCGGGAACAACACGGGACCUCCGCUGUUAGCAUCUGAGUGAAGUGAUAAGUGAAACAAAGUGUAUAGUGUUAAAAGGGAGGCAAGGUAAGGUUAUGUGCUUCUCAUCCGCGCGUGACUGUAUGUCAUAGCCAAACGGAUGUUCCACCAUUAGCUAUUUAUUUGCUGUUAUAAUGGACUAGAAGAGUGUAACGCCUAAGUGGAGUUCAAGGUUAUCUGGGACUUCAACUGCUAACAUCUGAGCUAAGUGGUGAGUGAAGAAAUUAAUAAUGUCUGCAGUGUAUGGCAAGGUUAUAUGUCUCUUCUCUGCGUGUGACUGUACGUCACAGCUAAACUGAUGUUCCACCUUGACUGGUAAUUUGUUACGUCACAAUGGAUAGAACUAGAUAGAAGUCUAAUGAGUGAAAAGAAAAUAUCCAGACUGAAAAUACAAGUCAAAAGUUUUUUGCCUAGAAAGAUUUUAAAAAUAUCUAAAAGCAUUUAGGUUAUUAUUUAUUAAUUAGGUGUCUGAAAUCAGUGACGUAAACGUGACGUGACCGUUGUCGCCCGAUUGAUGUAAAAUCACAGCAGAAUCUAAAGUUAAUUGUGUUGUAAAUGCGGUAUUUUAAUGCAGAUUAGCGAUAAAACAAUCAAAA